Messenger RNA from Penaeus vannamei (Pacific white shrimp), 315 nucleotides. The record is from RefSeq and is a predicted model, not a curated record. NCBI's taxonomy places the organism in Eukaryota, Metazoa, Arthropoda, Malacostraca, Decapoda, Penaeidae.
CCCCGGGACAAGCGCCUGGCCAAGCCGAGUCCCACGGGCGCCCUCAACUUCACGUGGCCGGCCAAGCGUGUUGGUGGUGGAGGGCGACGUGGUCCUGGGCGGCCUCAUGAUGGUGCACGAGCGGCACAACGACCUCGUGUGCGGCCCCAUCAUGCCCCAGGGCGGCGUGCAGGCGCUGGAGGCCAUGCUCUACACGCUGGACUUCAUCAACGACCAGGAGGACUUUAUCCCCGGCGUGAGGCUCGGCGCGCACAUCCUCGACGACUGCGACAAGGACACGUACGGACUCGAGCAGGCCGUCGACUUCAUCAAAGG